This is a messenger RNA of Monopterus albus (swamp eel), 1848 nucleotides long. RefSeq names its product trafficking protein particle complex subunit 13 (gene trappc13). The transcript is spliced from 13 exons. NCBI's taxonomy places the organism in Eukaryota, Metazoa, Chordata, Actinopteri, Synbranchiformes, Synbranchidae. The record is from RefSeq and is a predicted model, not a curated record. Bases 359 to 1558 code for a protein of 399 amino acids. Gene Ontology annotation, cellular component: TRAPPIII protein complex.
GAUAGAUCGUGACUGUAGAGGCUGUGUGGAAGCAGACGCGUUAAAUGUUUCUGUGCACCUUGCUGUUGUCGUUUGCUGUUGCUGCUAAUAGCAUUAGCCAAGACAGUAUCAUAUAUUUCCGUUUGCUAAUGACCAGUCAUGACUGUGUGAAUGUGGAACUUAAAAGAUAACUAUUCGUGUCAUUAUUGGACCUUAAAGCUGAAGUUGACGCAUUAUAUUCCAGUACACCAGCUAGCCAGUCAGCUAACUUUUGCUGUUGUGUUACUAGUGAGCUAAUCUAGCUAAGAAACCUGGCUAACAGCUGCGUCUCUUUGGGUGAAUUAUACCUGAAUAACUCGUAAUCAGUUUUAUCUUUGUGAUGCGCUUAACAAAACCUACACUCUUCACAAACUUGCCAGUAACGUGUGAGGAUCGAGAUCUGCCAGGGGAUUUGUUUGGUCAGCUUAUGAGGGAGGACCCCUCCACCAUCAAAGGAGCAGAGAUGUUAAUGCUUGGGGAGAUGCUUACGUUACCACAGAACUUUGGAAAUAUUUUCCUCGGAGAGACCUUCUCCAGUUACAUAAGUGUGCACAAUGACAGCAACCAGGUUGUGAAGGACAUCCUUGUGAAGGCUGAUCUACAGACCAGCUCACAGAGGCUCAAUCUCUCAGCGUCAAAUUCCGCAGUAGUAGAACUCAAACCUGAAUGUUGCAUUGAUGAUGUUAUCCACCAUGAAGUCAAAGAAAUUGGAACACACAUCUUAGUUUGUGCAGUUAGCUACACCACUCAGUAUGGGGAGAAGCUCUAUUUUCGGAAGUUCUUCAAAUUCCAGGUUUUGAAGCCGCUGGAUGUGAAGACAAAGUUCUACAAUGCAGAGAGUGACCUCAGUUCUGUGACAGAUGAAGUGUUCCUGGAGGCUCAGAUCCAGAACAUCACCACCUCGCCAAUGUUCAUGGAGAAGGUCUCUCUAGAGCCCUCCAUGAUGUACAACGUGACAGAGCUCAACACAUGUGGAGAUCAAAGAGAGUCCACAUUUGGGAAAAUGUCCUACCUGCAGCCCAUGGACACACGGCAGUACUUGUACUGCUUGAAGCCAAAGCCAGAGUAUGCAGAGAAAGCCGGCGUCAUCAAGGGUGUGACUGUGAUAGGCAAGCUCGACAUCGUAUGGAAGACAAAUCUUGGGGAGAGGGGGAGGCUACAGACCAGUCAGCUACAGCGAAUGGCUCCGGGCUAUGGAGAUAUCAGGCUAUCUUUGGACGUGAUUCCUGACACUGUCAACCUUGAAGAACCAUUUGACAUCAUCUGUAAAAUCACCAACUGCAGUGAAAGAACCAUGGACCUGGUGCUGGAGAUGUGUAACACCCGGUCGAUCCACUGGUGCGGCGUAUCAGGCCGACAGCUUGGGAAACUUAGCCCUGCUGCCUUCCUCUCCGUCCCCCUCACGCUCUUCUCCUCUGUCCAGGGUCUGCAGAGCAUCUCUGGACUGAGACUCAAAGACACAUUUCUGAAGAGGACAUAUGAAUAUGAUGACAUUGCACAAGUGUGUGUGAUCUGCCCGUAUACGAGCAACGAGAGCUAAUCGUUUUAUUCACCUUUUGCAUUUUAGACAUGAAUGGACCAACUGUGGAAUUCUGCAUGUAAUGCUGAUAUUUCACUCUUUUUGCAACCUGAGGGGAUAAUUUUGUAUUUUAAAAUGAGUUGUGAAUAUUAUAAAUCUAUUUCUUUGAAAAUAAUUAUGUAAAUGUUAAAUAACAUAACUGUUAAUAAAUUCUCUGUAAUCUUAGGUUGGCUAUAGCUUUUAAAAACACAUUUAAUGGCAUCCAAGGCUUUUGUUGUCAUUAAAAUACUCCAGAGAUGGAGACGAGGGGA